This is a messenger RNA of Angiostrongylus costaricensis, 1275 nucleotides long. The record is from the annotation of a GenBank genome assembly. NCBI's taxonomy places the organism in Eukaryota, Metazoa, Nematoda, Chromadorea, Rhabditida, Metastrongylidae.
AUGGGCGCUUGGGCACAGCUAAGAUUGUUGUUGUGGAAGAAUUGGUUGCAGCAGAUUCGUUCGCCAUGGUUCACUUUAAUGGAGUUCUUGAUUCCAAUGUUAUUAAUCGCUACCAGCUUCGGCCUUAUGAUUGGGCUAAGAGGUAACUUCGAAAAUGACCAUCAGCUUGAAAAUUAUCCAGAGUGGCCAGUAAUGGGAAGUGCAUGGGACUUCGUCAUGCCGACAAACACUUCAAAUCCAAGCUCUGCAAUUCUCGAUCCGAUGAGCUUGAUUGCUAAUUCCACUUAUAAUUGUCCAUUUUUUAAUUUGACUUGGCUUAAAGACGGUGGCGUUCGUUUGGAUGCAGAGCUAAUUUUUUCACCGAUCACGGCCAUCACAAAGACUAUCAUGGAUCUCGUAAAGGAUCGGUACACAACAACUAUUGGGAAUCCUCUAUUCGUUAUGGAACCUACAAAUAAGAUUCCACUGCCAAAAUACUUGGAAGUAAACAUGGUUGUAAAAGGAUUCGAAACUGAAGAUGAAAUGGUCGCAUAUGCAAAGGAGUCUUUCUCAAAUGAAUGUGGAAAUUCACUAUUAGCCGGUAUUACAUUUAAUGAUUCGAUAGCAAAACGAAUGCGAUCGGAGUCGAAUUUAUCCUACACUAUUCGAUUAUCGAAUACAAAUCGUCAAAGUAAAGGAGUAAAUGGAAGGCAUAACUUCAGACCGUGGAAUACUCGUGAAUUCUUUGCUAUUCAGUUCGUUAGCGGUCCUAUAAAUCCACUAGAGAGUGAUGGAGGUUACCCAGGAUAUUGGAAAGAAGGAUUUAUGACGAUACAGAAGGCAAUAAACAACGCAAUCUAUGAAAAUCUUACCGGAAGGCGUAUUGAACUUAUCAACACGGAUCUAAUGGUGAACCAUUUUUCUAGAACAGCGGCGACACUGAUUGCAGUUGUCGGUUGGAUGCUGUUGUACUUCUGGUAUGCCAUAUUUAAUAGUUUCGAUGUGGCAAGACCAUUCUCGCUCAGUGCUCAGUUGGUCAAUAGCCUAAAUCCAGAUAUCGCUAUGGCAUAUGGUAUUACUCUCUUGGCUCAGUAUGAGACUCAAGCACACGGUUUACAUUGGGACCAGCUGUUCACGCCACCGACACCCGAUCAACGCCUUACUGUUGGUCACUGUUUUAUCAUGCUGCUCAUCGACGGAAUCUAUUUGAUGAUAAUCACCUGGUAUAUCGAAGCCGUCUAUCCCGGUGGUGAAGGAGUACCACAAAAACCGUGGUUCUUCCUAUUGGUGAGUUAG